Messenger RNA from Salmo salar (Atlantic salmon), 909 nucleotides. NCBI's taxonomy places the organism in Eukaryota, Metazoa, Chordata, Actinopteri, Salmoniformes, Salmonidae. The record is from RefSeq and is a predicted model, not a curated record.
AUGAAGCGUGGGAGGGUGGUGUCAUGGGCUGAUAUGGAGGCCAUAUGGAGCUAUGUUUUCAACAUGCACGUGAAGACCCCCUCAUGUGAGAGCCCGGUUUUACUGACUGAGUUCCCCUUGACCACCCAGUCGGACAGGGAAAAGACCUGCAGGAUGAUGUUCGAGGGGCUGGGUGUCCCUGCAUUGUACCUGGCCCCUCAGUCGCUCCUGGCCCUGCUGUCUUCAGGCAGGGUGACCGGCUGUGUGGUGGACUGUGGCUACGACGUCACCCACGCCGUCCCAGUUUUCGAGGGCCACUGCCUCCCCCACGCUGUGCGUCAGCUGGGCCUGGGAGGGCAGGAUGUCACGGCCCACCUGGCUCUGCUGCUGAAGGAGUCCGGAGCUCAGUUUUCCUGCACCACACAGGAACAUGACACAGUGACCAACAUCAAGGAGCAGAUGUGUUAUGUAUCCACUGAUCCCUCCUCAGAGACAGCCACAACCAUCAUCGGCAGCGCCGAGGUGGACUACCAGCUCCCCGACGGACAGAUGCUGAGGAUUGGCAGCGAGAGGUUCGGGGCGCCCGAAAUCCUCUUCUCUCCUCAGACUGUCCGCAUGGCAACACAAGGCAUCCCCAGUCUCCUGGUGAGCUCUGUGUUGGAGAGCGAUGCAGACCUGUGGCAGCUGCUCCUAGACAACGCCGUCCUUGCCGGGGGCUCCAGCCUCCUUCCCGGGAUGGGCCACAGACUGAGGGAGGAGGCCUCGGCUCUGGCCCCGCCAGGAGACCGCGUGGGGCCAGUUCCUGUGAUGGAUACUGCCUGGCUGGGGGGCUCCCUCCUGUCCUCUCUCUCCAUCUUUGGAGACAUGUGCAUCAGUGCCUUGGAGUACCAGGAGAUGGGGUCCAACGUGAUCCAUCACAAGUGCUUCUGA